AUGACCAAAUGGGUUAACAUCUCAGGUGAUAAAUGCUGCAUUCAGAACCAAGCUGAUACAGAAUGGAAGUUUGCACGCAGUAAGCUUUGGGUUGGCUACUUUGACGAGGGCUCGACGCUGCCGCCCCCAUUCAACACCAUCGUCAGUCCAAAGUCCAUAUUUCGAGUUUCCUUGCGUCUAUUCAAUCUGUUUGCCUGCCUCUGCUGGUGCCGGCGGCCUGCCAGCACGACGAAGAUGCAUCGAAAGCAACGACGACAUAAAAGCAGCUCCAGUCGCGACAUGAUCAGCCAUCAGAAGCGGUUGUCCCUAGCGCCGACGGCCUUUCUCGACGGUCCGACUGGCAGCGGAGACGACGAGACGGAGACUGUUGAUGCCCGUCGGAAUGAUGAAUACGACGACGAUCUGGAGCAGGGCUCGAGUCCUGGUCGGCCGACAACGCCGGCCCAGUUGAGUUCGGCUGUUCUUUUCCAAACGGGAGAACGAAGAUCAAGCCAGUCAUUUGGUAGGCAGACGAAAGAGCGAAAACCGACCAACUGCCUCGUUGUGGGUGACAGUAACCCAGGCCUUUGUACCACAACUCUGGUCAAGGCAGAUGCGACGAUGCAUAAAAUGACCCCUACGGCGACACCAUCAACGCCUGCUGGAUCUCUGUAUGCCAGGCCCGUGGAGGGUAAGCUGACAUGGUCUCAGGCCGCCGGGAAAGGAGGCGACUUACAACAGGGCAACAAACAGACCCAGUCAGGGACCGGAUCCACGACCUGUCGGGGGCCGGCAGUGCCAUCAAGACGACCCAUGAACCAAGGAGCCUGUGAGGCAAGUGCAAAAUCGAGGAGUAGCAACAUGUUCGUUUGA
Molecule: messenger RNA, 852 nt
Organism: Protopolystoma xenopodis
Lineage: Eukaryota; Metazoa; Platyhelminthes; Monogenea; Polystomatidea; Polystomatidae
Source: the annotation of a GenBank genome assembly